AGGAGAUUUAAGAGAAAUUCUGAAAUGGGUUCUACCCCUUUAGCUGAUCAGAUGAAAAAUUCUCUGAGGUUUGACGAAGCUAAGAGACAUGACGAUCCUCGAAUACUCAAACUGGGUUCAACAUUGAGGACUCGAAUGAGUUGUAGUACUACAGGUUCAUCGGGUCGGAGUGUGAGUUCUUCCGAUACUAGAAAGUCGGGUUCGGGUUCGGGUUCGAGUUCAUCUAGAGUUGAAAUAGUUCCGGCCGGCAAUAUUUGCCCGUCCGGUAAAGUGAUAACUGGGAUGCGUAGUAAGCCUGUUAGGACUGUGUUAAGUGACAAUGAGAUGAUACCCGGAAUGUACGGGUACGGGAGCAUAACGCCUGCCGGAGCUACUCCGAAAACCCGUCGGGUUUCCGGUAGUGGUUCGCCGGAAUCCAGUUGGAGAAUUAAUUCGGAAGAAUUGAAGGUGAAAGGGAAUGAGAAUUACAAGAAGGGUAAUUUUUUAGAAGCGUUGUAUUUUUAUGACAAAGCUAUAGCAAUUUCUCCGGGCGAUGGAAGAUUGCAUUGUAAUCGAGCUGCUGCGUUAAUGGGUCUUAAGCGAAUAACGGAAGCAGUGAAAGAAUGUGAAGAAGCCAUUAGAUUAGAUCCAACAUAUGUUCGAGCACACCAGCGUUUAGGAUCUUUGUUACUUAAUUUAGGACAAGUUGAAAAUGCAAGGAAGUGUUUAUUUUCGCUAGAUCAGAUACCAGAAGAAGCGGAGUUGCACAAGUUGGAAACAGUGGAGAACCAUAUCAAUAAAUGUAGUGAGGCUCGGAGACUUGGAGAUUGGACGAGUGUGUUAAAAGAAGCUGAUGCAGCAACUAGUCGUGGAGCUGAGGCAUCUGCUCAGCUAUUUGCAUGUCAAGCGGAAGCUCAUUUGAAGCUACAUCAAUUAACGGAUGCUGAAUUGUGGAUGUAUAAAGCUAGGAUGUAUGAGGCAUCUGUGAGAGCAUACAAGUCAAAACUUUUUGGGAUGAUAUCUGAAGCAUACAUAUUCUUUGUCCAAGCUCAGAUUGAGAACACUCUUGGAAAGUUUGAUAAUGCGUGUGCUGCGAUUGAAAGAGCUGCACAAGUUGAUCUUCAAAGUGCUGAAGUUAUUGGUUUACUCAAAAACAUGAGGCUGGUGGGGCGAGCUCGUUCUCUUGGAAACGAGUUAUUUAAAUCUGGAAGAUAUAUAGAAGCUUGCAGUGCUUAUGGGGAAGGGCUGUCGCGUGAUUCUUUGAAUUUGAUUCUCUACUGCAAUAGAGCAACUUGCUGGUAUAAACUUGAACAGUGGGAAAAAUCUUUGGAUGAUUGCAACCAUGCUCUACUUAUCCAGCCACAAUAUACUAAAGCUCUUUUUCAAAAAGCUGCCUCAAAUGUCAAGCUGGAAAGAUGGGCUGACGCUGUGAGAGAUUAUGAGAUUCUGAGGCAGGAGCUUCCAUAUGACAGAGAGCUUGCUGAAUUUUUAUUCCAUUGCCGAGUUGAAUUAAAGAAUUCACAAGGAGAAGAUGUUCACAAUAUGACAUUUGUUCGCAAGGUGGACUUGGUUUUGGAUCUUGACAAGUUCCACACUGCAAUUACAUCAUAUGUUACAUCUGUGAUCCUUUUUAAAGAAGCAUCCAACGAACAAUGCAAGCGGAUGUCCUUAGUAAUGGAUACCUUAAGCACCAAAUAUCGUUCAGUAAGUUUUCUCGAGGUGGACGUGGAACAAAGCCCAGCGAUCGCUGCAGCAGAGAACAUUACAACACUACCUACAUUUAAGAUGUACAAGGAUUGCAGAUACGUGAUGGGGUUGUAUAUCCCGAAUCCAAAGGUGUUGGAGAAUAUGAUUAGGCGUUACCGUCAUUAGGAGCAUAGUUGACAUUUCAUUGUGCUUCUCUUGCCAUACCAAAUUGCCUGAUGAUUACUCUGAACACCCUCUUCGCUCCCAACUAG
Solanum stenotomum is the source of this 1937-nucleotide messenger RNA. Its product is annotated as TPR repeat-containing thioredoxin TTL1-like. The record is from RefSeq and is a predicted model, not a curated record. Lineage: Eukaryota; Viridiplantae; Streptophyta; Magnoliopsida; Solanales; Solanaceae. The coding region runs from base 25 to 1851 and encodes 608 amino acids. The transcript is spliced from 7 exons. Gene Ontology annotation, molecular function: protein binding. Gene Ontology annotation, cellular component: cytoplasm.